AUUUUCCACUUAAAAAUUCUGAUUUUUUUGGGUCGAGGCCCAAAAAAAAAGGCUCAGUUAUGUAGAAUGCCCGCCCUUACCCAUGGCACUAGCAUUGCGCUGCCGUGUCGGUAGAAGGAGAAUAUGGAAGAAGACCAGAACGACGCCGUUCCAUGCUCAUCCCUCGCGGUUGAAUCCAUGCUUCGUGUCGGAACGGCCGGUGCAAUUUGGGGCUUGUGUACUGGUCCCUAUGACGCAACUAUACAAGGUCUUAGAGGCAUUCCCCGAGCUUCUUUUGUGGCAAACUCUGUUCGUAUUUAUGGGACUCAAUGUGGACUUGUAGCCGGAGUUUUCAGCAUUACUCGAUGUGGGGUUAAGAAAUACAGGGGGCGCAACGAUUGGGUUAAUGGUUUGAUUGGGGGAGCUGUAGCAGGUGCGACUGUUGCUGCUAGGACACGAAGUCGAAUGCAGGUGUUUGGGAUGGCUGGUUUGGUUUCUGUUUUCUGUGCUGUAGCUGAAUAUUCUAGAACAUGAAGUGCAUUUGUUAGAAACUGUGACAGAAGGAUAUCCGAGACUCAUGUUUUUUGAUAACACAUCAACAAGCAAAAUAGUUUGCCUUUUUUUGACAAAAGCAAAAUAGUUUGCUAUUUCACAGUUUUUAGCUAUCAUUUAUUUCAUUGGUUAGAACAUGUAUAUUUAUUUAUUCUGUACCAAAAAAAAAAAGAACAUGUAUAUUUAUUUUGUAUAUAUGUGUUUAGACAUCAAAGUAAUUUCAGUCUUCUUUA
Molecule: messenger RNA, 764 nt
Organism: Medicago truncatula (barrel medic)
Lineage: Eukaryota; Viridiplantae; Streptophyta; Magnoliopsida; Fabales; Fabaceae
Product: outer envelope pore protein 16-4, chloroplastic
Exons: 6
Coding region: 124-513 (129 amino acids)
Biological process (GO): protein insertion into mitochondrial inner membrane
Cellular component (GO): TIM22 mitochondrial import inner membrane insertion complex
Molecular function (GO): transmembrane protein transporter activity
Source: RefSeq, a predicted model, not a curated record